ACCAGUUCAGUUGCUGGAACAAAGUCGGCCUAAAGAGUUGUGAGAGGUAGGACUCCCCGCAUCUAUCGGCGUUACAAGAAAAAUGGCUCUUGUUCUCAAUAAGAAGUACAAACUGGCAUCCAGUGAGAAUUUUGAUGAAGUCAUGAAGGCUUUAGGUGUGGGGCUUGUUGUCCGCAAGGUAGGAAACUCUGUGAGUCCUGUAAUUGAGCUGACACAGAAUGGCGACGAAUACACAAUCACAUCACAAUCCACAUUCAAGAACACUACAACCACUUUCAAGCUGGGACAAGAAUUUGAAGAGGAGACAGCAGAUGGCCGUAAAGUGAAGUCCGUCGUUACCCAGGAUGGUAACAAACUGAUCCAAGUGCAAAAGGGAGAGAAGGAAACCACCAUUAUUAGAGAAUUCAAUGAUGAUGAAGUGAAAAUGACCCUGACUGUAGAUGACAUUGUGUCCACAAGAAUCUACAAGGCUAUAUAAGACUAAAGUGGGGAGAAAACAGAUGCUGAAGUCAUCCAUUACAAGUCUCAAAGAAUGCCAAGUUUUUAUCUCGCUUUGUAAGAUGGAAGUACCUUAUCUCCUAUUAUAUAAGACUGGACGACUUAUUUGUAUAAAUUAUAGUUUGUGUGAUUAGCGGUUUCCUAACGAGUUAUGAUUGUUCGUAUUCUCACUUUACAUAUGGCUUCUUAAUUUUUUAUAACUAAUUUGUAAUUUUUCAUAUUGUAGUAUUGAUCAAAGUGCAACUGCAUAACCUUUCAAGAUUAAUUUUGUUUGUUAAAUUUUGUACGUUGUUUUUUCAUGUGGAAGGAUCAAUGGUGUUCAAAUUUUCUUCUAAUGCUGAUGCAGGGUGUGAAGUUUUUGUAAUGUUGGUCUUGAUGGUAAAAUGUAUAAAUAUGCAAUAAUCACGCUGACAAAAACAUUUUACAUUGAAAUUGAAAGCAGUCUAGCUGCUAUUAAAAAAAUGUAUUUUUAUAUUUAUUUGGAUGCUGAUAUUUCAAAGAGAAAAAGUAGUUCACAUUAUUAUUAUGUGAUGUUAGUAUUCUGAUUCCACAAUUUUUUGAAGCGUGAAUGAUAUCAUU
Zootermopsis nevadensis is the source of this 1077-nucleotide messenger RNA. RefSeq names its product fatty acid-binding protein, muscle. The record is from RefSeq and is a predicted model, not a curated record. Gene Ontology annotation, molecular function: lipid binding. Lineage: Eukaryota; Metazoa; Arthropoda; Insecta; Blattodea; Termopsidae.